This is a messenger RNA of Serendipita indica DSM 11827, 417 nucleotides long. The record is from the annotation of a GenBank genome assembly. NCBI's taxonomy places the organism in Eukaryota, Fungi, Basidiomycota, Agaricomycetes, Sebacinales, Serendipitaceae.
AUGGCGUCAAGUAACCUUCCAGAUCGUCAGACGCUUUACGUGCUCCAGGACGGCGAGCGUCCUCUCGAAAUAAUAGAAGACACAAAGAUUCCCAAUGCUGCAACCUUUCGAAUCUACAAACAGGAUCAUACACUCGCCAACAUGAUCCGCACUCAACUUUUAGAGGAUAAAAAUGUCAUAUUCGCCGGCUACAAAGUUCCACACCCGUUGGAACCUUACUUCCUACUCAAAGUGCAAACCAAUGGAUCAUUGACACCGACGGAUGUCGUCAACACUGCUUGCGCGUCGAUCAUUGCGACCGUGAGUCAACUUGAGAAACGGUUCGAAGAGCAGUUUAGGGACAAAGAGUUUGAUCUGGGUGCAGUGGACGCGAGUGCGCAACAGCCGUUCUACAGCGAUGCGUACGCCGACUUUUAG